Messenger RNA from Letharia columbiana, 1755 nucleotides. RefSeq lists its product as uncharacterized. Gene Ontology annotation, biological process: transmembrane transport. The coding region runs from base 1 to 1755 and encodes 584 amino acids. Gene Ontology annotation, molecular function: transmembrane transporter activity. The transcript has 2 exons. The record is from RefSeq and is a predicted model, not a curated record. NCBI's taxonomy places the organism in Eukaryota, Fungi, Ascomycota, Lecanoromycetes, Lecanorales, Parmeliaceae.
AUGGCAAAAACGAAGCCAGACCAAGUGCCAGUGCCAGAACGAGUAGCGGAGGAGCUGGAAUCCAGCGUUGAGCCCGUCAGUGAGCAACCUGUUACCUCCGAUGUGGCAUACUCUGCCUUCACAGGUCCCCAGAAGAAGGCCAUAGUCCUCUCAGCGGCGCUGGGAGCUGUCUUUUCUCCUAUGUCCACCACCAUAUAUCUGCCAGCCUUGAACGAGAUAGCUGGGGAUCUCCACGUGAGCAUUUCGAAAAUAAACCUGACGGUUACCACGUUCUUAAUUCUUCAGGGACUGGCCCCAAUGAUGAUCGCUGGUUUCUCCGAUGGUGCCGGCAGAAGACCAGCGUACAUCUACUGCUUUAUCGUCUAUAUCGCGGCAAACAUUGGGCUGGCUUUGCAAAGAAACUUCGCUGCGCUGUUGGUGCUGCGGUGUCUUCAGAGCGCUGGUAGCAGUGGAACCGUUGCUCUUUGCAACGGAGUUGUUGCCGAUCUUGUUACGAGUGCGGAUAGAGGGAUGUAUGUUGGCUACACCUCGGUUGCCUCAAUCCUCGGCCCCAUCGCGGGUCCCAUCAUAGGUGGUGUCAUUGCCCAGUAUCUUGGGUGGUGGUGGAUCUUCUGGUUCUUGACCAUCUCUUCUGCCACAUAUUUCGUGUUCUUCUUCUUGUUUCUACCAGAGACAUGUAGAAAAGUGGUGGGAGACGGCUCGAUCCCGCCACCAAAGUUGAAUCAGUCACUGACAGGCAUCAUACGGGAAAGGCGCCGGAUCAAAGCUGGGAUUAUUGUGGAUGCCGCCCAGCAGGAAGCUGUUCGCAAGAAUUAUAGACUGAAGUUUCCCAAUCCACUGUCGACGCUGGUCAUCGCUGGGGACAAAGAAUCCGGGCUCAUUCUUUUCUGCAGUGGCUUGCUAUUUGCCAUUCUUUAUGCAACCACAACGGGUAUACCCUACCUGUUUGGAAAGAUCUACGGCUUCGAUGAGCUGCAGCUGGGUCUGGUCUACAUCCCCUUCGGUGCCGGUAGUGUGGUUUCUGCACUUUCCACAGGGAAGGCUAUCGAUUGGAAUUAUCGAAGACACGCCAAGAAAAACGGGUUUCCAUUGACCAAGAAUCGCCACCAAGAUCUUACUAACUUUCCGAUUGAGAAAGCGCGCCUUGAGGUUGCCCUACCCUUGCUAUACAUUGGCAACAUAGGCUCGAUUGCUUAUGGUUGGACUCUGGACUACAGAACAAACCUGGCUGGUCCCCUCAUUCUGUUAUUUGUGUUCGGCUACGGCUCCAUGGCUGCCUUUCAAGUCAUGCAAAUUUUGAUGGUCGAUAUCAAUCCCGGAAACGCGGCGUCGGCGACCGCAGCCAAUAACCUAUUCCGUUGCUUGCUUGGAGCAGGAUCGACUGCUGUUGUGGUACCAAUGAUCGAUAAGAUGGGUGUUGGAUGGGCUUAUACUUUCGCUUCUCUCGUCUGGAUUGCCUUGAGCCCUAGCUUGUGGCUAUUAAUGAAGUACGGUCCUGGAUGGCGCAAAGAUAAGAAGGAAAAAGAACAUCGAAAAGAGAAGGCCAAGGGCGAGAAGGCAGGAACAAAGGAAGCGAAAUCGGACCUGGAUGUAAUGCAAGUUGGGCAAAUUCACGAGUCUCCUGUGGUAGAUGAGCAAGUGCAAGAAGAGAAAGUGGCCGAGACCCACGUUCCAGAGGCAGAAGAGCAGACCCAAUUAGAUUUCAUAGCAGCGAGUCAUAUCGCCCCUGCAGCAGAGCCUAACAAGGUCAAUUGA